Messenger RNA from Suillus clintonianus, 1482 nucleotides. Its product is annotated as NAD(P)-binding protein. Gene Ontology annotation, molecular function: oxidoreductase activity. Bases 134 to 1210 code for a protein of 358 amino acids. NCBI's taxonomy places the organism in Eukaryota, Fungi, Basidiomycota, Agaricomycetes, Boletales, Suillaceae. Gene Ontology annotation, cellular component: mitochondrion. The record is from RefSeq and is a predicted model, not a curated record. The transcript is spliced from 6 exons.
CAAUGAUCCACAUCGGGCAUUGUCGGCGUCACAUGGCUCGUCAUGCAGUCUGUGGUUCGUACGCGUACAUACUUAAAGGGAUGCUCGAAAUCCCAGGCCUGGUGCGCCAUCCGUUCUUCAAGUUUGUGACACCAUGAGCACUGGUCCAACUUCCAAUCUGCCGAAGACACAGCGAGCUUGGAGAGCUGUGAAGCGGGGGAAGCCAUCUGAAUCUCUUGUUUUUCAGACGGACGUGGUUGUCCCUUCUCUUUCACCUGGAGAAGUGCUUGUGAAGGUUCAGGCAGCUGCACUUAAUCCGGUAGGAUGGAAGGUCAUGUCGACUGUGCCCAACGUCCUUGCCAGGAGACCAAUCACACCAGAACAUGAUUUCGCCGGCGUGGUAGUGGACGCAAACGGCACAGAGUUCUCCGCAGGAGACGAGGUUAUCGGUUUCAUACCAGUUACACUGCAGUUGAAGACUGGGCAGGGGGCGCUGACGGAGUACACAAAGCUUCCUGCUGCUAAUCUAGUCUUGAAGCCGUCCAAUGUAUCUGUGAUCGAGGCUUGCGGUCUUCCUCUAGCCGGGGAGACUGCUUUUCAGGCCCUAGUGGAUAUAGGAAACCUUCAAGCUGGCCAGAGCGUGUUUGUCAACGGCGGAAGUUCAGCAGUUGGGAUGUAUGCUAUUUAUAUUGCAAAAGCUCUUGGGGCCAAGGUUGUCACGAGUGCUUCUUCAAGAAAUGAGGAAUUUUGUCGUAAAGCGGGGGCAGAUGAAUUUGUCGAUUACACUAAAAAACCUCUUCACGAGCAUUUCAUGGAAAAUCCGCCUUCGCCUAAAUUCGACAUCAUCUUCGACGCUGUUGGUUUGACUGACACCGCUCUAUAUAAGUCCUCGAAUGCCUACAUGAAGCCAAAAGGGGUAUACAUAUCGACCGGACCUUGGCCAGAUCUGAAGUCGUGGGGAGGAUCUACCGGCGUCGCAAAUUUGCUUUCUCUGGGCUGCGAAAUACUUCGGCCAUCGUUCCUCGGUGGUGUUAAUGCAAAGUGGACUAUGGUAAGUGUAAAUCACAAGCCACAGGAUCUUGCAAAGCUGCGCGAUUUGGUAGCAGAAGGCAAGCUCAAACUGGUGGUGGACUCCGUGUAUGGAUUCGAGGACGUUCUCAGUGCUUAUGAGCGCAUCAUGACUUCACGAGCUACUGGCAAAGUUGUAGUCAAAGUGGACGACAGCCUUUGAGUCUGACAACGUAUUUAAGUACUACUAUGUUUCGAAUGCGUUACCCGUAUUGCUGCUGGUGAUGACAUUUCUACCUAGAGAUAAACAUCGAAUCUGGAUCGUCAAGAGGCACCGAAGAAGUUGAUCACCAGACAGAAGUGAUGGCAUCUGGUUCCGACGAACUCGCCAUGAUAUUAUAGCUGAAAUUUACAUACAACUUGCAGCAUUAGCCAAUAUUGUUGCAGUCCAAGUCUGUAUACGCCUCCGUACUAAUAAAUAAUUCUCAACCGGCA